Messenger RNA from Asparagus officinalis (garden asparagus), 2014 nucleotides. Its product is annotated as protein HOTHEAD-like. The transcript is spliced from 6 exons. The coding region runs from base 113 to 1879 and encodes 588 amino acids. The record is from RefSeq and is a predicted model, not a curated record. NCBI's taxonomy places the organism in Eukaryota, Viridiplantae, Streptophyta, Magnoliopsida, Asparagales, Asparagaceae. Gene Ontology annotation, molecular function: flavin adenine dinucleotide binding; oxidoreductase activity, acting on CH-OH group of donors.
UCUUGAUGCUGGGCUGUGUUAGAGGGAGUAAAGAGUUGGGUGAGAGAGAGACAGACAGAGAGAAAAUUAAGGAACGCUGCUGAGAUAUUGAGCUCAGUUUCAUUUUGGCCCCAUGGCUCUGUGGAAGCUAAUCCUCAGCAUUCUAAUGACCCUCAGCAUACCGGGAUCAGCUCAAGGGAGCAAGUUUACCAAGUUCAGGGAACCAUAUUUAAGGAAGGCCAGCAGCUUCUCAUCAGAACUACCUCAAGUUCGCUAUGACUACAUUAUAGUAGGAGGGGGCACAGCCGGGUGUCCUUUAGCUGCUACUCUUUCUCAAAAUUACAGUGUGCUGCUGCUAGAAAGGGGAGGAUCACCUUAUGGCAAUCUCAACAUUUCUCGUAUGCAAAAUUUCCAUAUCUCCUUGGCUGACACCUCCCCUAGUUCCCCUUCACAGCCAUUUAUCUCCACCGACGGCGUCAUCAAUGCCCGUGCCCGUGUUUUGGGUGGCGGGUCAUGUAUUAAUGCUGGUUUCUACACCAGAGCAAGCACUAGCUAUGUAAAGAAUGCUGGUUGGAACGAUGAAUUGGUGAAUCAAUCGUACCCCUGGAUUGAAGAGCGAAUCGUCCACAAGCCAAAACUUGCACCGUGGCAAGUAGCAGUGAAAGACGGACUUCUACAAGCCGGAAUAUCCCCUUUCAAUGGAUACACCUAUGACCAUCUUUAUGGUACCAAGGUCGGUGGCACAAUCUUCGAUGAGCGUGGGUUUCGAACCACUGCUGCCAAUCUUCUCUCCUCUGGCAAUCCCAAGAACCUCAAUGUCUUGCUUUAUGCCACUGUCCACAAAAUUCUCUUCAAUCAACCAAAAGGAAGGAGACCAAAGGCCAUAGGGGUUAUUUUCAAAGAUGAAAAUGGUCAAGAACACCGAGCAUUUCUCAGGAGAGGAAGAAGGAGCGAAGUAAUUGUGUCAUCGGGUACACUUGGCAGUCCUCAGCUACUAAUGCUGAGUGGGAUUGGCCCCAAAAAGGAUCUUAAGAGGCUGAACAUACCCGUGCUUAUCCAUAACAUGCACGUAGGAAAAGGAUUAUCCGAUAAUCCCAUGAAUUCCAUCUUCAUACCGACCAAGAAACCUGUCGAGCAAUCCCUCAUUCAGACUGUUGGGAUCACCAAGAUUGGCACUUUCAUCGAGGCCAGCAGCGGGUUCGGCCAGUCCUCGGACAGUAUCCCAAGAUUGGCACUUUCAUCGAGGCCAGCAGCGGGUUCGGCCAGUCCUCGGACAAUUGGGCAGCUCUCGACCCUCCCUCCGAAGGAGAGAACUCUUGCAGCAGCCAAGGAGUAUGCAAGAGCUAAGAAGGACCUCCCUCGUGAAGCAUUUCAAGGCGGGUUCAUACUAGAAAAGAUCGAUGGCCCGCUCUCCAAAGGCCACCUCACUCUCAUAGAUUCCGACGUCAACACUACUCCAAACGUCACCUUCAACUACUUCAAGCAUCCCUAUGAUCUUGAACGUUGCGUUUAUGGAAUUCGUACCAUUGAACGAGUAGUGCGAACCAAACACAUUGCUGAUUUAACCAACGACUACGCUUAUUCGAAUGAAGUGUUGCUUAAUAUGAGCGUGAAGGCUAAUGUGAACUUGAUACCUAAACAUACUAAUGAUACAGUGUCUCUUGAGCAGUUUUGUAGGGAUACUGUGAUUACUAUAUGGCAUUAUCAUGGAGGGUGCCAUACAGGGAAGGUGGUCGAUAGAGAUUACCGGGUUAUUGGAGUUAAUGGGUUGCGGGUUAUUGACAGUUCGACGUAUGUGAAUUCACCCGGGACAAAUCCUCAAGCCACAGUCAUGAUGAUGGGCAGAUACAUGGGGGUCAAGAUGCUGAGGAAGAGAUUGGGAAGAGAAGCAGGGGUGUGAAUUUGCUGAUUGAGGUGUUAAUUUGUUGUGUUUUACGUGAAAGGGACUAGAUACUGUACUAUUCUUGCUGUAAUUCGGCUUGAAGCAUAUGUGUUGAUAUAGAUUUUUGUUUGUGUUUUUUGAGUGAUUUAGAUA